GCUGACUGGGGGGAGAGCGGCUUCCUGGAGGCUCUUGGGUCCGCGCGAGGCGGCUGCAGGUGGGGACGUUACCCGCGGGCAGCCGGGAACGAGCGGGGCGGCCGGAAAGGAAGCGUGCCGGUCCACCAUGAUCCCCCUGGAGAAGCCCGGCAGCCGCGGCUCCCCCUCGGCCGCCGCCUCCGGGUCGGGCCGGGCGGACAGGAGUCUGGGCGCGCCGCGCCGGCCGCCGCCCCCACCUCAGGCCCGCGGGCUGCUGACGGAGAUCCGCACCGCCGUGCGCACCGAGCCCUUCCAGGACGGCUACAGCCUGAGCCCGGGCCGGGAGCUGGGCAGGGGGAAAUUUGCAGUGGUGAGGAAAUGCAUAAAGAAAGAUUCUGGAAAAGAAUUUGCAGCAAAGUUCAUGAGAAAAAGAAGAAAAGGUCAAGAUUGUCGGAUGGAAAUAAUUCAUGAGAUUGCUGUUCUUGAACUCGCACAGGACAAUCCUUGGGUCAUUAAUUUACAUGAAGUCUAUGAAACACCAUCAGAAAUGAUCUUAGUUCUCGAAUAUGCUGCAGGGGGUGAAAUCUUUGACCAGUGUGUUGCAGACAGAGAAGAAGCCUUUAAAGAAAAAGAUGUUCAAAGACUCAUGAGGCAGAUAUUAGAAGGUGUCCGCUUUUUACACGCUCAUGAUGUAGUUCAUCUCGAUUUGAAGCCUCAGAAUAUUCUGCUGACAAGUGCAUCUCCGCUAGGUGACAUUAAGAUAGUUGAUUUUGGUCUUUCAAGAAUAAUGAAGAACAGCGAAGAGCUCCGAGAAAUUAUGGGUACUCCUGAAUAUGUGGCUCCCGAAAUUCUUAGUUACGAUCCUAUCAGCAUGGCGACGGAUAUGUGGAGCAUCGGAGUGUUAACAUAUGUCAUGCUCACAGGAGUCUCACCUUUCUUAGGUGAUAAUAAACAAGAAACAUUCCUAAACAUCUCUCAAAUGAGUCUAAGUUAUUCUGAGGAAGAAUUUGAUGUCGUGUCUGAGUCUGCUAUUGACUUCAUCAAGGCACUUUUAGUUAAGAAACCUGAAGAUCGAGCCACAGCCGAAGAAUGUCUAAAGCAUCCGUGGUUGACGGAGAGCAGUGUUCACGAUCCUUCUUUCAAGGUGAAAGGGGCAUUAGAAGCAGCAAAUGCGCUCCAAGAAGGUGAUGCUGUGCCUGAAAUUAAUUCAGAUACUCAGAAACCGGAAACCGAGGAAUCAGGUGCAACAGAGGAGUUAAUUGUAUUUACUUCAUAUACUUUAGGACAAUGCAGACAGUCUGAAAAAGAGAAAAUGGAGCAAAAGGCCAUUUCCAAACGAUUUAAGUUUGAGGAACCUUUGCUACAAGAAAUUCCAGGAGAAUUUAUCUACUGAGCAGUACUUCCCUUUAAAACUUUAA
Lutra lutra (Eurasian river otter) is the source of this 1397-nucleotide messenger RNA. RefSeq names its product serine/threonine kinase 17a (gene STK17A). Gene Ontology annotation, molecular function: ATP binding; protein serine/threonine kinase activity. Gene Ontology annotation, cellular component: nucleus. Gene Ontology annotation, biological process: protein phosphorylation; intracellular signal transduction; positive regulation of apoptotic process. The transcript is spliced from 7 exons. The record is from RefSeq and is a predicted model, not a curated record. Bases 128 to 1372 code for a protein of 414 amino acids. Lineage: Eukaryota; Metazoa; Chordata; Mammalia; Carnivora; Mustelidae.